CGAGUCCCUACCCGGUCGGCCGCCGCUGUUUCUUACUCGGCUGAGACUGCUGUUGCCUUCGCCGCAGCCGCCAUGGCCGCCUACAGCAAGUUCUUCACCGCGCGUUACUCCACCAUGGCUGGCGGCGCAGCCGCCGCUUGCGCUCUCAUCUGCCUGCUCAGCAAACGGCGGAGGGCGGCUGCCCAGCUCGAAAAGAAAAGUGGGAAAACAUUACCCAGCAAUGAGAAAGAAGUCAAGAAAGAGCGAGCUGUAGUGGACAGAGUUUUCUUUGCAAGAAUAUAUCAAAUCCUGAAAGUUAUGGUUCCUAGAACAUUUUGUAAAGAGACAGGUUAUUUGGUACUUAUUGCCAUGAUGUUGAUACUUCGCACAUACUGUGAUAUUUGGAUGAUUCAGAAUGGAACAGUUAUUGAGAGUGCAAUCGUAAGCAGGGAUCUGUCGCUAUUCAAGAAUUUCUUUUUUAAAUUUGUAGUUUCCAUUCCACUGAUUUCCCUUGUGAAUAACUUCUUGAAGUAUGGACUAAAUGAACUUAAGUUGCGUUUCCGUGUGCGACUCACCAAGUACCUUUAUGAUCAAUAUCUUCAGACUUACACUUACUACAAAAUGGGAAAUUUAGACAACAGGAUAGGUAAUCCCGAUCAGCUGCUUACACAAGAUGUGGAAAAGUUUUGUAACAGCGUAGUAGACUUAUAUUCAAACCUUAGCAAGCCAUUUUUGGAUAUUGUUCUAUAUAUCUUCAAGCUAACAAGUGCAAUAGGUGCUCAGGGUCCUGCUUCCAUGAUGGCCUACUUGAUUUUUUCAGGCUUUUUCCUUACACGCUUAAGAAGACCCAUUGGUAAAAUGACUAUCACGGAGCAAAAAUAUGAAGGAGAAUACAGAUUUGUCAAUUCACGGCUCAUUACAAAUAGUGAGGAAAUUGCUUUUUACAAUGGGAAUCAAAGAGAAAAACAAACAAUUCACAAAGCCUUCCACAAACUGGUAGAGCACUUGCACAAUUUCAUUUUGUUCCGGUUUACUAUGGGCUUUAUAGAUACCAUCAUUGCCAAAUACCUUGCUACUGUAGUUGGCUAUCUCGUUGUUAGCCGUCCAUUUUUAAACUUAUCUCAUCCUCGUCAUCAGAAUAGUAGCCAUGCAGAACUUCUGGAGGAUUACUACCAAAGUGGAAGGAUGUUACUGAGAAUGUCUCAAGCUCUUGGCAGAAUAGUUCUGGCAGGUCGUGAAAUGACACGACUGGCAGGCUUCACAGCUCGGAUUACAGAAUUAAUGCAAGUUCUAAAGGAGUUAAACAGUGGCAAAUACCAGCGGACCAUGUUAACACAAGAAAAAGAUUCAGAUCUAGAGCACACUGUCCCACUGAUUCCUGGUGCUGGACGAAUUCUCAUAGCUGAUAACAUUAUCAAAUUUGAUCAUGUUCCAUUGGCGACACCAAAUGGGGAUAUCUUGCUUAAAGAUCUCAACUUCGAGGUACGAUCUGGAGCAAAUGUUCUGAUUUGUGGGCCAAAUGGGUGUGGAAAGAGUUCACUCUUUCGUGUCCUUGGUGAGUUAUGGCCUCUAUUCGGUGGAUGCCUAACUAAACCAGAAAGAGGAAAGUUGUUUUAUGUUCCCCAGAGACCAUAUAUGACCCUUGGAACUCUCAGAGACCAAGUAAUUUAUCCAGAUACUGUAGAAGAUCAGAGAAGGAAAGGAAUCUCUGACCAGGUGCUAAAGGAGUACUUAGAUAAUGUCCAGUUGGGGCAGAUCCUGGAACGUGAAGGAGGCUGGGACAGUGUUCAGGACUGGAUGGAUGUUCUCAGUGGAGGAGAGAAACAGAGGAUGGCAAUGGCCAGACUGUUUUAUCAUAAACCCCAGUUUGCAAUUCUGGACGAAUGUACUAGUGCCGUUAGCGUUGACGUAGAAGGUUAUAUCUACAGCCAUUGUCGGAAAGUUGGCAUCACUCUUUUCACAGUUUCUCACAGAAAGUCACUCUGGAAGCAUCAUGAAUUUUACCUUCACAUGGAUGGAAGAGGAAACUAUGAAUUCAAGAAGAUUACUGAAGACACCAUUGAAUUUGGUUCUUAAACCUCCCUGCAACCUACUCCAGUGACUGAUAAUAGCACAGUGCAUAGAAAGACAGAGUACACUGUAACAUAACAAAGCUACUGGGCUACUUCAAACCAAUAACUAGGAAUAGGAUAACAUGCCAUCCAAAACAAGCCGUCAAUGCAUUUACUAUUAUGUAGACUAUUACUAAUUUGUGUAUAUGUUGAUUUAAUUAUUAAUAUGUACUAAGAAUGUCCUUAUUCUUGUGGUGUUGUUUUUUUAAAAAAAAAACCUGCCUAAAUUAAAUUGGGCUUAAAUCACUGUAACGUUGAUUCAUCUUGGGAUGUAAACAUUCUGAAGUCAAUUAAUUUGACCUCCAAUUCCUCUGGGGAAGAACCCUUAUUAAAGUUAAGGUCACUACCUCCUCUCAGCCCAGUACAGGAGACAUGAAUUUUUAUGUCAUAUCCUGCUGCAUCAGUUUAUGAUACUGAAUAUCAUACUCUUUUCAGGGUAGUACUAGCCAAAUGUACUGCAGCAUUGCACAGAGCAGUGAGCCUUUCCUUUGCCUGAGGUUGUGGUGAAGCUUUGCUUGCAAUAGUACUGGGUUCAGGGCAAAAGUGUGUCCCAAAUCAGCUUUUAUAAGAUGAGCUCAUUCCAGGGGAGAUCCUGCAUCCCAUUCUCUCUGCAUAGCUUCCCACUGCUCUUUGGAUCCUGUUCUUCAACAAAACCUAAAUAAACAGUGCUGUUCCAUUUUGCCUUGUUCUCAUUUAGGAGGGUUCUGAGCCAUUUGAUAGCUCUGGGAAGCUGUAUACAAGUUCUAAAUAAAUUGCCAUGGACAUCUGCCACAUGGAUUCAGAUAUCUCAGAAGGUGAACUUUGCCUACUGGAUUUUUUCUUUUUAGUGUGUGCACAUGUGUGAUUUUUUAAAAUGUGUAAUGCCUGAGUUAUAGCAGUUCAAAGCCUUUUAGAAAUGAUUUUUGUUACUUGAACUAUGUUUUUUAUUAUUGUUUUUGCAUCCUAGAAAUGACUUCCAUAAAAAUUACUUAAUUCUUAACCAUAUAUGAGCACUUCCCAAAUUGGUAUGAAGCAAUUGCAAACUGUUACAUUCUGGCAAGACCACAUAUAACAGAGACUUCCAAAAGUAUUAAUUUUCUGGUGGAAGCAAUUCUGGUUGCCACAUGAUGAUAUGGGAUCAUUGCCUAGGAUUAGCUGUAUAGUUGGGAAUGGGAAGACAGUGGCUGGCUAGCCUGGCUGUGUAAUAAGCUGCCAUUUAGCCUAUAAAAAAAUUCUGAAAUCCUCUGUAGUACAACAAAAGUCUGGGUAUGUGGUUUUGUCCCUAUGAUGUAAUAUAGAAAUGCACUACAUUAAGUCAUGCACUACAUAUGCAAAUAAAUGUGAUUGCUGGUUUCCCCCCACUAAAAAUCUGUUAGUGAUUAUAUGUCAGACUUACUUUAGCCCCCUUUCGUAGUAAGGCUGCUACUUGUCAAAGUUCCAAACCACCAAUUGGAUUUGUUCUUCUCGUACUGCUUCCAAGUUCAGCAUUUAUAAAUGCCAUUGACGUCAUGCUUUUAUGCAACUCAUCAGUGGAGAGCUACAACAGGGUAAACUAGCAGUGAGUUUAAAAGCAACUUAUCACAGAACUAACUCUUAUCUGUCAUCACUUCUCACUUUUCUUAUUUAAUCUGGCCAAGAGUUACCCUUCUAUACCUGUUUUAUGUUUGUUUAAAGAACUUUACAGACUGAUUCUGAGAUUGGUUGUGCUAGCUGACCCAUGCUUACAGUGGGAUGAUAUAUCCAAGACCAUAUCAUAACACCCGAUGUUAAAGUGGCACAAUAGUUUCGGAUUGGAUGGUGAUCUAGAAUGUAACUCUGAGAUGCAGGUUGCUAUGCUGAUAAUGAAAACUUCUUUUUCCAUAUAAUCCCUGUCUUUCAGAUUAACUAUUUUGUAAUGGCUGUUCUAGUGAGACUGGCUUUCUCAAACACAACUCUUUCUAAGGAACUGUUAUAUUUUUUAGAGCAGAAAUUGCUGCUUUUUAAAUAUUUGUAUUCAUUUUUCAGAGAGGUCUGUGCUAAUCUUAACUAGUAGUAGACUUGAGGUUUUUUAAAGAAUGUUAUAUUUUUGUCAGUAACUAGAAAGCACCCAUUAUUUAUAUAGCAUCCUUUGCAGAAAGCCCAGAAGGAUUACCAUUCAAGACUGGUUACUAACAACACUAAAUACAAACUGGGUUAAUUUUGUCUAUCAAAUAGAGCAGAUUAACUUCAGUAGCCAUUGACCAAUGAAACCAGUCCACUGACUUCAACACCAGAUAAGAAAUCAAGAGUAAUUGGGUAUUCAGACAUUGCCUGUCCUUUAUAACAUCUCAAGUUUCAAUAUCAAUCAUACAUCAAAGAAAGACUGACCCCAUGAGGAAGCAAGUAUGAAGGUAGAGCAGUGCUCAAGGGAAGCAGUAUUUUGAAAUUAUGCUUUUUAGUGGAAAUGUUUUCAAAUGUUUUGUGAAAUGAUCCAGAAAUAUGGUUCCGCUAUGGAUUUGUGCUAUGACCUUGUACAUUGAUUGCUGCUUUUGUGAUGGCUUAAACUGGAAGUUUUGACAUGAUGGGGAAGUCAGCAAAAAUGAAGCAUCUCUAUGUCACAUAAUUUUGGCUGGUAUUAUUUGGUACUCUGGUAAUCACAGAUGACUCCCAUUUCAAUGGGAAAUAAUUGCUGUACUUUAAUUGUAGCUUGUAAAGCACUUUGGGAGGAAAGGCGCUAUAUAAAUGUAAGAUUUUUCUAUAUAAGUGCCUCUGAAUAAUAAAUCUGAGACAA
Elgaria multicarinata webbii is the source of this 4818-nucleotide messenger RNA. RefSeq names its product ATP binding cassette subfamily D member 3 (gene ABCD3). Gene Ontology annotation, biological process: very long-chain fatty acid catabolic process; long-chain fatty acid import into peroxisome; fatty acid beta-oxidation. Bases 73 to 2055 code for a protein of 660 amino acids. The transcript is spliced from 23 exons. NCBI's taxonomy places the organism in Eukaryota, Metazoa, Chordata, Lepidosauria, Squamata, Anguidae. The record is from RefSeq and is a predicted model, not a curated record. Gene Ontology annotation, molecular function: ATP binding; ATP hydrolysis activity; long-chain fatty acid transmembrane transporter activity. Gene Ontology annotation, cellular component: peroxisomal membrane; peroxisome.